AAGAAAUUUAAUUUUUAUAAAUAUUUAAUCUUUCAAAUAUAUAAUUAAGAGAUGACAGGAAUAAGUAUUUGCUACAAAUUCUUUGUAGGAAAAGUAGGAACACUUUAGACUAAUAAGUCUUAAAUAUUAUUUUCAACUACUUGAAAGGAUUUCACAAUCACUGUGAUCAGGUAGCAGUUUUCCCAGCUCAGCAGUUGUUAGCCACGUAAAUAGUUGCAACUGAUUAAAUUUAACUAAAUUGAUAACUGAAAUUAACAAAAAUUGCCAUGUCUCCGCCACAAAAGGGAAAGCAGGCCACCAAGGGAGCCAAGCAAAUCGUAGAGGAAAACAAAAGUACUCUUGUGUUUUAUAGAAACAUGGCCAUCGGGUGCUCCGUUCCUGGCCUUAUCUUUAGUUUUUUUGUUUUUGAAAUUACAAAACUCACAGUGUUCAUGUAUAUAUUGGCAUUACUAAUCCUUGGUGGCUCCUAUCAAUUCAUGACCUUCAUGUCGCGUGCUAAAUACUCAGAUACAGGUGCUCUAGUUGACUCGGGCAACGACUUGAAUAUGGAAGGUGGCAUAGCGGAAAAUGUAAAGGAUCUCAUAAUACUGACUUCAGGAACCAUUCUGUUGGCAUUGAUUUCCAAUUAUUUCUGGUUUGCCCUGCUCUUAGUACCUAUACGUGCCGGUUGGAUGCUUUGGGGUUCUGUUAUACAGCCCUGGCUAUCGCAGCGCAAUGCCCAAGAAGAGCCCGAACUUGAUGAAAAGAAACAACGCAAAAUGGAGCGAAAGAUGCGACGAAUGAGAUAAAAGUUUAUCAGAAUUUUUGGUAUCUGGGAUUAUAUCUACUCUAGCUUCAAUUUUGUAAAACCUUUCAAAUCGAGAUUUGCGCUUAGCUUCUAAUUAGGAUAUUUAAAUUUGCGUGUGUGUUUACCCAAUCAAUAAUUGUUUUUUGUUAUUUACCGAAAUUAAAUUCGCUAAUGAGACACAAGAAAAAGACAAAA
Drosophila willistoni is the source of this 982-nucleotide messenger RNA. Its product is annotated as transmembrane protein 208. Gene Ontology annotation, biological process: vacuolar protein processing. Gene Ontology annotation, cellular component: intracellular membrane-bounded organelle. The transcript has 4 exons. The record is from RefSeq and is a predicted model, not a curated record. Lineage: Eukaryota; Metazoa; Arthropoda; Insecta; Diptera; Drosophilidae. The coding region runs from base 267 to 788 and encodes 173 amino acids.